UAUUGUUGCGUCUUGUUGUGAUUCAAAGUUUCUGUUUACGUUUAUAAAUGCUUUCGUACGACCUUUCUUCAAAUACUUACAAAUUCUUUGGAUUUUACUUGAAUUUCGUCCGUUGGAUAUGAAUCGAGUCCGCCGCAAUUAGAUGGCUGUGUUUUUAUUAAAAAAUUGAGAAAUGGAAAAUGUAAAGAAUUUGUCAGAAAGUAUUAUUUGCAGUGGUAGUGACAUGAAUCACAGGACUUUUAGAGACGAUGAGUCUUGGAAUUCCUUGCAGUCAACAAUAUUGGCAGGACACUUUUCGUUAAGCCGAGAUUCUGACCCUCAAGAAGAAAAGAAUAAUCUCACAACUUUGAAUGAAGAAUCUUUAAUGGAGGAGUUGGAAUUUAAAUCAGUAGACGAAGAUGAAAACGUGUUAAAUAUAAAUUUAGAUGCAAUUUCAGAUGAUGUUUUUUUCGAUUGUCAAAAUAUUUCAAAUCAAAAGAUUUUAAACGAAUCGAAUUCACCGGACAGAAAUGAAACGCGUUCGAACAUCCUUGAAAUACCAUCUAAGCAGCAGCAGCAGCAGCAGCAGCAGCAGCAGCAGCAGCAGCAGCAGCAGCAGCAGCAAUUUUUAACUGUCAACUCUCCGAAUUCGGCAAAUAAUGAAUCAACAGCGGACAGCGGAGUAGAAGACGAAAAAACUGGAGCACUUUUAGUACAAAUAGUUGAAGAUUUUAAAGACAUGAAGGACCAUGCACAGUCGACUCCGAAACACUUGUCCCCUACAACUAAUGUAUCGAAGAACUUAACAACGCCAAUGAAUAGUGUGAGCAAUAAUAAUAAUGCAAAUAAUAUUGCCACUUCCUUAAAAAUAAUGACAAAUGUAAAUAGCGAGACGAAAAAUUGCUCCGACAGAAAGACGCUCAAUUGUUUAACAUCCAAGGUCGCUAAGCGACUACAGUCACCGUCUCAUAAACAAUAUUCGCCGGUUGACAGAACAAAUAAAGAGAAUUUCUUUGCUGGCAAAUACAGCAGUGCUGUGGAUGUUGUGUGUAAAACCGAUAUAAAUGUGGCAUCGCCUGGCGAUAAGAAGCCCUGUAAAGUCGCCGAGAUGAAACAAUUUUUCGAAAAUCAAAGCCGACUUUACGAGCAAAGUCGUAGCAGGCAGAUUGAUAGUAAAAUACCGAUGAGAAAGGUCGGACUGAAGCAAAUUUUACUUACGAAAUCUCCGCAAGUGAGAAGCACGAGAAGCCCGAGCUACCAUACGCAGGAGACCUUUAAAUUACUUAAGAGCUCAAAGGCAUUGAAAGUAAAUAAUGGCAAAAGCGCAGUUACGUUCAAUAAUAAUAAUGGCAACUCGUCCUUUUUCCUUCGUAACCAAGGGCAUUAUGCUAAUCGCGCAAGACCGUCAUCGUGUUCCGAUUUCAUGACCGAUUCGUCCACCAAUUACAACAUGUCGUCGAAAAAUACGAGCAAGUCAACCGGUGAUAUGUCGAAAAACUGCAUAAAGCACACGAAGCUCUUAUACGCAACCGAGAGGAAGAUGAUCAAUAAAAGAUCAAAUUAUUUGGUAAAUCAGUGUAUGACAUUGAACCCGAAAUCGCCAAAAAAUUUGCUAAAGGUGUCGGAUAUCAUGAAACGGAAGUCGCUUGGCUACGUCAGCUCUCCGGUAAAGCCGGUGAAAGAGCUGAGGAAGAUCUUUUCACCGGGGAGAGAAUUAAACGCUCAGGCGAAAAAACGCUCCAACAAAAAAACACCAGCAAUAAAGAUCGUCAUUAGCAAUGAAUAAAGAGGAUUAAGUUUUAUUUAUUAUACAUAUAGAUAUAUAUCUAAUUUAUUGUUUUUAAUUGUUUAAUUUAA
This is a messenger RNA of Ceratosolen solmsi marchali, 1836 nucleotides long. Its product is annotated as rho GTPase-activating protein gacU-like. Lineage: Eukaryota; Metazoa; Arthropoda; Insecta; Hymenoptera; Agaonidae. The record is from RefSeq and is a predicted model, not a curated record. The transcript is spliced from 4 exons. Bases 173 to 1765 code for a protein of 530 amino acids.